Lycium barbarum (goji berry) is the source of this 758-nucleotide messenger RNA. Its product is annotated as 14 kDa proline-rich protein DC2.15-like. The transcript has a single exon. Lineage: Eukaryota; Viridiplantae; Streptophyta; Magnoliopsida; Solanales; Solanaceae. The coding region runs from base 85 to 495 and encodes 136 amino acids. The record is from RefSeq and is a predicted model, not a curated record.
CUCACUUGUUCAUUUCCAACACCAAGUAAUCUCUUAACUCUAGUAAACACACACUAGCACUUCCCACAUUUUCUCUUUCAAAAAAUGGCUAAGAUUGCAUCAUCCAUUGCUCCUCUCCUUACUUUGAACAUUCUCUUCUUCACAAUGGUUACUUCAACUUACAUCCAAUGUCCACCAAAGACUCAACACAAGAAUCCCCCUAGUACCCCAUCAAUAUCCAAGGGCUAUAAUAAGUGUCCAAAGGACACACUAAAAUUGAAGGUGUGCGCCAAUUUGUUGAAUGACUUGGUGCAUGUUGUUGUUGGAAGCCCAUUAUUAUCAAAGAGUUCAUGCUGCUCUAUCAUUGAGAAUCUUGCUGAUGUUGAUGCUGCCGUUUGCCUUUGCACUGCCAUUAAAGCUAAUGUGUUCGGAACUCACCUUAAUGCCGCUCUUUCCCUCAGCUUGUUGCUCAACAACUGUGGAAAGACUACCCCUAAAGGCUUCCAAUGCGCUUAAAUUAAAGCAUUCUUUGUUAAAUUUUCAUCCAUUGUCUAGAAGUUUUCGUUUGAUUUAAGUUACGUAUACUGAAAGUGUAAGGAUUUUUUAAACUAUCAGUAUUGUGUGUGUUUAAGCAUGGUCGCGUAUUUCCUCAGGAAAUAUGUAGAGUUAUUCUAUUGUUGUUGAAGGAAGCUGGCGCUCCUCGCCUUAUUUUCAAUAUUGUAUUAUUUGUAUCCCAUUUUUAGUAGUAAUAAAAUGAUCUUUGGUGUAAGGAAUUAUAA